Molecule: messenger RNA, 348 nt
Organism: Leishmania braziliensis MHOM/BR/75/M2904
Lineage: Eukaryota; Euglenozoa; Kinetoplastea; Trypanosomatida; Trypanosomatidae
Exons: 1
Coding region: 1-348 (115 amino acids)
Biological process (GO): apoptotic process; regulation of cell population proliferation; hippo signaling
Molecular function (GO): metal ion binding; molecular adaptor activity; protein binding
Source: RefSeq, a predicted model, not a curated record
AUGCAGCAAGCGUACUUUGGUCAGCAGCCCAUGUUGCCACCUGGCUGGCAGCUGUCGUACACUGCUGAUGGAAAGCCCUACUAUAUUGACCACAACACCAAGACCACCCACUGGACGAUCCCCCCGACCGCCUACGAGUCGUACUACAACAACGGCCGCGGUCGCGGUGUGGGCUACCGUGGCGGCCGCCAGGGUAUUGAUAGAACGAAGAUGAAGUCCAAAAUGUGCAUCUACUGGGAGAAAAACGGUAACUGCGCAUGGGGAGAUCGCUGCGCGUUUGCGCACGGCGCCGAGGAGCUCCGUAAUCCCGCGAGCCAACCUCGAAGCAAUGCCCCUGCGAGCGCUUAA